Oncorhynchus gorbuscha (pink salmon) is the source of this 6729-nucleotide messenger RNA. RefSeq names its product helicase ARIP4-like. The transcript has 20 exons. The record is from RefSeq and is a predicted model, not a curated record. Lineage: Eukaryota; Metazoa; Chordata; Actinopteri; Salmoniformes; Salmonidae. Gene Ontology annotation, molecular function: ATP binding; ATP-dependent chromatin remodeler activity; ATP hydrolysis activity. Bases 1 to 4290 code for a protein of 1429 amino acids. Gene Ontology annotation, cellular component: nucleus.
AUGUCUGACAAGGGGAUCUCAGGAAGAGACAUGGAGCCCCACCUCCUCAACAGUGAAGAAGAGGAGGAUGAGCUGGAAGAAGAGGAGGUGGAGAAGGAUGAGAACAACGGAGAUGAUGAAGACUUCCCUGAACCAUGCUCUCAAUACUCUGGAAGUCUGGGCCAGUAUGGCAGAGUGGCGCUGACAUGGAUACUCUGGCUUGGCAAGAGGACAGAGAUGAGACCCAUUCUAGACCGCAUGGAGAGCCAGAAACACCUGCCCAUAGCCCCAUUGCAGUGCACCCCCCCAUCUACCUCAGCCUCGGGGGAGACGCCGUCCCACCCCUCAACACAGCCCCACUCUCGACCGUCCUCACGGCCUGAGAACCAAAUUCCCUCGCAGUCCCUGAGUGGAACCAGGAAAAGGUCCCACUCCAACAAACCUGCACACAUGAGGAGGAACAUCAGAAAGCUACUGAGGGAGCAGCAGUUGGAGGCGGUGACCAAAGCUGCCCAGCAGGAGGAGCUGGAGAGGCGGCAGAGGCUGGAACAGCAGAGGAAGGAAGGGCACGUCCCUGUGGUCCUGCUACCUGAGUACACACCAGACGUGAUCGAGCUGAGCUCCGGCGAGGAGGACCUACAGGUCAGCAGCGAGUCCACCAAUGAGGAGGAGGAGCGGUCGGAGGAGCGGUCGGAGGAGGCCAGCGGCACCCACGUCAACGAUGCUGUGAACCAACCGGACGCCCUGGGGCGUGUCUUGGUCAACCUGAACCACCCUGCUGAGGAGGUAGACCUGUUCCUCUCCCCUCAACUGGCCCGUGCCGUCAAACCUCACCAGAUCGGUGGGGUCCGAUUCCUGUAUGAUAACCUGGUGGAGUCUCUGGAGAGGUCUAAGCGCAGCAGUGGCUUCGGCUGUAUCCUUGCCCACAGCAUGGGCCUGGGCAAGACCUUGCAGGUCAUCUCUUUUAUAGACAUCCUGCUUAAACACACGCAGGCCCACACCGUGCUCGCCAUCGUUCCUGUCAACACGUUACAGAACUGGCUGGCUGAGUUUAACCUCUGGGUCCCUUCCUCUGAGGCGUUACCCGCAGACAUCAACCCCGCACACUUCUCCCCGCGCAUCUUCAAGGUCCACAUCCUGAAUGACGAGCACAAAACCACGGCCAGCAGAGCGAAGGUGAUCUCUGACUGGUCGCUGGAUGGCGGCGUGCUCCUGAUGGGGUAUGAGAUGUACCGCCUGUUGUCCCUGAAGAAGAGCUUUGUGGCGGGCCGGAAAAAGAAGUCCAAGAAGCUCCAAGGACCAGUGGUCAUUGACCUGGAUGAAGAGAACCUGCAGCAGGAGCUCCUCAAAGGCAUAGAGAAGGCCCUGUCUCGCCCGGGCCCGGACGUGGUGAUCUGUGACGAGGGCCACCGCAUUAAGAACUGCCACGCCAGCACCUCGCAGGCCCUGAAGAACAUCCGUACCCGGAGACGUGUGGUCCUCACGGGAUACCCACUCCAGAACAACCUGAUAGAGUACUGGUGCAUGGUGGACUUUGUCAGGCCUGACUUCCUGGGCACCAGGCAGGAGUUCAGUAACAUGUUUGAGAGGCCCAUUCUGAACGGGCAGUGUGUGGACAGUACGCCUCAGGACGUCCGGUUGAUGAGAUACCGAAGUCAUGUCCUCCAUAGCCUGCUGGAGGGCUUCGUCCAGAGGCGUGGCCAUAACGUGCUGAGAGACCAGCUCCCCUCCAAGGACGAGCAUGUGAUCAUGGUGCGCCUGUCGCCCCUGCAGAGGGCCCUCUACAAAGAGUUUAUGAACCGCUUCAGAGAGGCAGGCAACAGCGGCUGGCUCAGCCUCAACCCAUUCAGGGCCUUCUGCGUGUGCUGCAAGAUCUGGAACCACCCAGACGUGCUGUACGAGGCGCUGCAGAAGGAGAAUCUGGCCAAUGAGCAGGACCUGGACCUGGAUGACAUCACCAACGGCCACGCCCGCUGUCCAGCCCCCUACCAGAAGGGCAAGACCCCGGAGGACCCCAACAGCAUCGAAGGGCUGAGUCUCAACGCUCUGCAGGAGGAGGCCAACCAAGUCAUCACCUACGAAUGGGCGAAGGAGAUCAUGUCUGACUAUAAACCCGGGCUCUUGGAGAACUCUGCUAAGAUGGUCCUGCUGUUCCACCUGAUCGACGAGAGUGUGAGGAAGGGAGACAAGAUCCUGGUGUUCAGUCAGAGUUUGUCCACCCUGUCAGUCAUCGAGGAGUUCCUGGCCAAGAGGCCCAUACUGGCGGGCAGCGCCAGAGAGGGCUAUAAUCAAAACUGGGUCCGCAACCACAACUACUACAGACUGGAUGGGAGCACAUCUGCUUCAGAGAGAGAGAGGCUCAUCAACCAGUUUAACGACCUGUCCAACACCUCCGCCUUGAUCUUUCUGCUGUCCACCAGGGCUGGUUGUCUGGGGGUGAACCUGAUCGGGGCUAACCGUGUGGUGGUGUUCGAUGCCUCCUGGAACCCCUGUCACGACGCCCAGGCCGUAUGUCGGGUGUACCGCUACGGCCAGAAGAAACCCUGCCAUAUCUACCGCCUUGUCUGUGACUUCACCUUGGAGAAGAAGAUCUACGACCGACAGAUCUCCAAGCAGGGCAUGUCCGACCGAGUGGUGGAUGACCUGAACCCGGUGCUGUCGUUCACGCGAAGGGAGGUGGAGUCUCUGCUGCACUUCGUGGAAGAGGAGCCUGACGUGUCACAGGUGCAACUACAGCCCCACCAAGAGAUAGAGGCGGGCAUCAGACAGGCCUGCCAGCUCUACCCUCACCUUGUCACCAAGCAACCCUUUCACCAUGAGUCUCUCCUGAUGGAGCGACAGGGGAUGAAACUCACCAAAGCGGAGAAGAAGGCCGCCAAGAAGAGCUACGAGGAUGAGAAGCGUGCAUCGGUGCCCUACACGCGCCCCUCUUAUGCCCACUAUUACCCCGCCAGCGACCAGAGCCUCACAAAUAUCCCUGCCUUCAGCCAGCGCAACUGGCGCCCACCCCCCCGACAAGAUGAGAAGCCGGUGGCCAGUGUUCGCCCAGUUCAGUCGACUCCAAUUCCCACGAUGCCUCGCCAGGCGUCUCACAGCUCUGCCCCCACAGCAGACACCGAGUCCAGCCCGGGCUUUCCCGUCAACUACCUGCAAAAGGCGGGCGUAUUCGUCCAGAAGAUCAUCACCACCACAGAUAUCGUGAUACCUGAAACCAACAGUUCAACUGAUGUUAAGGCCAGAAUCAGUGCAGGAGAGAGCAUCCACGUCAUCAGAGGAACGAAAGGGACCUACAUCAGGACUUGUGAUGGGAGGAUAUUUGCCAUCCGCACUGCAAGCAAGCCCAAGGCAGGGGAAGAGAACUCAGCUGCUGCACCCAAAGACACCCAGAAGGUAUCGGAGGAGGCCUCCGCCAACGGCUGUGUGGCUCGCCUGCUCUCCCCCGACAGCCCCGAAAUCCUGAGUGAACUCCAGAGGUACGAGGCUUCAACCAGAACCAAGGCCCAGCAUCAGCAGGGCUCCAAGGCUUCGUCUGCAGGUGCAGCGGCUCCACAGGAGAAGGCGCCGGCAGAGAGCAACAAUGGCAGUAGCAUGACUACCCAUGCCAAGCCCUGGAGCGAUGCCUCCGCCCCGGCCAAGCCCAGCACAGAUGCCAUUGCUGCCCUGGGCCUGAGGGGCACCAAGCGCAAGGCCUCCACCCCGUCCAACGUCGAAUGGGCCAUAAAAAAGCAGCCGGCCCCCAGCAAGCGGACCUCGGCCCAGUUGCCCCCCCAGGCUUUUCCCUUCGCGGCGGGCUAUGACCUCCCACCCAUGGGCCUCGACCCAGCAAUGCUGGGCUCCAUGGGGCACCCCAUAUUCAUGGGGGCCGGCUUGCCGUACUUCCAGUCCCACAGCCAGCAGGGUGACCACCGUCUCAUGUUCCCCAUGACUCCCGACCCCUUCGGCUUGGGGGGCGGCACCCUACCUAGAUCCUCCUCCACCAUCACCUCCUCGGCUGCCCCUGACUCAGCCUCCCUAGCUCCCUUCAUGCUGGGUGCUGGUAUGGCUGGCAUGCUGCCCCCAGGUUUCCCCAUGUCCUACGGCCAGUCCCUGUGCAUGUAUCCUAACUUGCUGUACCCCAGGGAGCUACCGGCCGCCACCCCAGGCCCCGCUGGCUCCAGCUUCUUCUCCCACUUCCCCUCCUCCUCUGGCCUGAUAGGGGCAGGGCUGGGUCGCUCUGAUGCCCACGGCUCAGCAGAGAACGCCGGUGGAAGCAGCUCAGACAGCAACAACGACGAUGAAGAUGAUGAUGUCUUUGAGGUGAUGGGACAAUGAGAGCCUCCAACUGUAGGAAAGAGGCAUGUGGGUUGUAGGGGACAGUUAGUGGAGUUGCUGGGGCUAGGAAAGCUGAAGAGAAUGGGAAGGGACAACCAAGCCCACCUCCUCCACUAGACCUAUUCCCCAUCCUAAAUGCAACAUGCACACCUUUCAAAAAACGAGAAUCUGUGUUGGAAUAUAACAGACUGGACAAAGCACCAAAUCCUUAUGCUGAAUAUCUUAUUUAAACAUUUUUAAAAAGGCAAAUCUGAACUUAUGUGAUGAAGAAAAAUGAACUUGGGGCUUCCAAAAUGUUGUCCUGUACUGGCUUUUGCAAAUCACUGAAGCAAGAGACUGCUGGGUUUGGACCUGCAAACCACUUCUUUGUCUUCUAUUUUUUUUUUUUUCCCAGCGGUUGAUGACAGACUAGGUUAAUAACUAACUGACAAUAGACUUGAGUUAAUAUGUCAAUUUUAUAUACGUAGUUGGUAGUAAUUAUUGUUCAUUGUCAUAUGUUACUGAAUAUUAUUUUAUAUAGUAGUCGUGCUCUAAACAUGUCACAACUGUUUUCAAAAUCGAUUUGAUUUGCCCUUGAAUUUACUGCGUUUCGUUUUUCAGAAAAUUGACUACUUGAGACUCAAUUCAAAGAAACAAUUAGGCUCUUUGUUGGGUGAAAAAUUAAGUCAAAAACCUUAAACUCAAAGAAUGUACACUUAUUUACGACUUUAAUGCAGACCUUGGGGACAGGCAUCACACUUGUGAAGAUCUGAUUUCAAUUUUUGAUAUGUCAUCUACAUUUUUCAAAUGUACACAUCUUCUACAGGCGACGAUGUGAAAACUGUGAUCUUGCUAAACUCCAACUGUCCGAAGGGAGCUGAAUUGAAAAUGCCUUGCCUCUGUCUCUCUGAAUGUUACCUAGUGGGAGUAGAGAAACAGUGAGACGGGCAAUCCUAGGACCUGGAUCUCACCCAUAGUCUUACUGUAGCUUUGCUAAGUGAUACAAAUAUAACCCAUGAACCCUCUGGUGGUCAGGUGGGUCACCUGUCUACUUCUCUGUCUGUUUCUGCAUUAUGUACCCAAGGGUUCUAGAGUAGAGAACUUCUGUCAUAAUGACUCGCUCUGCCUUGUGGAUAGCAUGAACACUCAUUUUCAGUUCCUUUUUCUCAUCUUUGGCGUAUGUGAUUUCAACGGAAAAACAAACAGGGUUCAAGAGAUCAUUGUCAAACCAAAAUAAUUUGAGAGGAGUCAAAAAUAGCUGUGCCAAAAAAAAGUACAAAAAGCAACCAAACAUCACCGUCAACUGCUAUUGGCCUAGAGAAGAGGGUUUCUUUCCCUAAUUUGAUCACAGUUUUGUCAUUAUAGACUUAGUGAGCUCAUUGUAAAGAUGAUGCUGGCUUAAGACUUCACUGUGUGACAAAGUACCGGGACUUUGAUUUAGAGAGGGGGGAGGUCUGUGACCUGGUUCUGUUUAAUAAACAACAGAACUUUUCAUUUCUGUUACUGCUGACUGUUAUUACCCCCCUCAUUACAUACGUUGGCCGCCUACUGUCUCAUGCCGCAUUUACGUGCUAGUCGGAACUAGGAAGCUCGGGAAUGUCCAACUUGCUAACUGGUUGAACGCGGCAUGUGUAUAACUACAACCAAUUAGCAAGUCGGGAAAUGUCUGACUUUCCGACUAGCAUGUGAACGCGGAAACUACCCAACACUUUGGGAAGAGGGAAGCCCAGCCCACCACCUCCACCAAGUCCCUAGCCUUGUCUCUUCAGCAAGAGCUUUAAACUCCAGUUAUUGAGUUUAUUAUGAGACCCUUACAUCAUCAGACUUGUUCAUCUUUUCAUACCAUACUUAAGGUGUUAAUUGACCUGUUAUUUCUAUUUUUUUAUGUACCACUUUUAUUUAUGACAGUGCAUAUUUAUUCAUUCCUUUUUUUGUUCUGUUUUUGUAAGGGAAAUGUUUUAUGUUCGUUUACUAGAACACGUUGAUUCUUGUUACGUGACUUGAGAAAUGCUAUAUACGUCUGAAUAGACAUCUGACCCAUAAGUGUGUGAAUUUCAGGACCAACCAGUCAAGGUGGUCGAACCACUCAUUAGCAGAUAGCAAAUGUAAUCCAGUACUUUUGUUUAGUUUUUAUUUAUGUUCAUAUCAUCCAGAUGUUCAUGUGAAUCUAUCUGUCCUAAUUGCAAAUGAAAGGUAGUUCUCUCAGUAUUCAUUCAUCUUAACUUGUUGAACCAACUGUUUUUUUUUCAUAGAUUUCUACAUGAAUGUAAGUAUUUAUUUAUAAAUCAAUUCAGUCGGUGACCAACUGACUCUCUUAAUUCCAGUUAUUAAAGUCAAGCUGCUGUCUUGGGGAGAAUGGCUGGAAGAGCCUGUAUGUAGUUAGUGAAUGGACAUGUAACAAUGGAUAGCUUUUAGAUAAAGAAAAUUUAGUUUCUAAAUAAAAUAAAAUCAUGUUUUGAA